Messenger RNA from Plasmodium relictum, 4389 nucleotides. RefSeq names its product kinesin-like protein, putative. Gene Ontology annotation, molecular function: microtubule binding; ATP binding; microtubule motor activity. The transcript is spliced from 3 exons. The record is from RefSeq and is a predicted model, not a curated record. Gene Ontology annotation, biological process: microtubule-based movement. NCBI's taxonomy places the organism in Eukaryota, Apicomplexa, Aconoidasida, Haemosporida, Plasmodiidae. Bases 1 to 4389 code for a protein of 1462 amino acids.
AUGGAUUUGAAUAAAAAUGAAGAUAAAAAUAAAAUAAAUUUGGGUGAAUUACAAGUUGAAUCUUCCUCUAAAGAGGAAGCAAUCAGAGUUUGCACUCGUAUAAGGCCUCUAUUUGAAAAAGAAGUUAAUAGGGGACACUUAAAAGCUUGGAAAAUGAAUAAAACGGAUAUGCAUUUAAUAAUUGAACCACCUUCUAUGACAGAAAUGUUAAAUGCACGAGAUCCAAGAAAAGGAAAUAAAAAGGAAGUUAAAAAGAAUGUGGAAAAAACAGAGGGGCAAAAAGCCGUUAUACAACGCUAUUAUGCUUUUGAUAGAUGUUUUGAUGAUUUUGUUGGUAAUGAAGAAGUGUAUAAACAUUUAGCAAGAGAUAUUAUCCUUGAUACAUUUAAGGGUAUAAAUGGCUGUAUUCUUGCAUAUGGUCAAACGGGAUCUGGAAAGACACAUAGUGUUAUGGGUGUUCCCGCUGAUCCAGGUAUGUUACCUAGAUCACUGGCAGAAUUUUUUAAUGGUAUUGAAAAUCCUUCAACAUUAAAUGAAGAUAAUAUAAGUGUCAAAAGUAAUGAUUCUGAUAAUAAUACAAAAGAAUUUUUAAUGAGUGUGACAUAUUUGGAGGUCUAUAUGGAACGAGUGAACGAUUUACUACAAGAGGGAUACAGAGGAGGAGCAGCUGAAAACUUAGAUGUAAAAGAGGAUCCAAAGAGAGGAUUUGUAGUAAUAGGAAUCCAUGAAGAAACUGUAACAUCAAUAGAUGAAGUCAUGCUUUUAGUUGCAAAGGCUGAACAGAGAAGGCAUAUUGCUCAAACAAACUUUAAUGAAACAUCUUCUAGAUCACACACAAUAUUUACAGUUAUUUUAGAAUCUAAUAAAGUAUUAAAUGAUGGUACUUCUAUUAAUAAAAGAGGUGAACUUAAAAUAGUAGAUCUAGCAGGAAAUGAAAGAGCUGGAAGGGCAUCUGAAGGAGUAGAAAAUGCGAAAACUGUGUUAGAAGAAGGAAAAGCAAUAAAUAAAAGUUUAUUUGUUUUAAGUGAAGUUAUUUCAAAGUUAUCGAAAAGGGCUCAAGCUAUAGCUACUGGUGAUGAAAAAAAGAUUAAAAAAAUUCAAGAAGAUUUAGUUUUUAUUCCAUGGAGAGAUUCUAAACUAACAAGAAUUUUAAGCAAAAGUUUAGGGGGAAAUUGUCGUGCAUCUGUUAUUGUUGCUGUACAUCCUUCUCAUUUAUAUCUGGAUACAUCUUUUUCUACCUUACGUUUUGCUUUAAAAUGCAAAACAAUAAAAAAAAAAAUAGAGGUAAAUUACUUAUCACCAGAACAAUCUGUUAUUAUGCAACAAAAAGAAUUAAUAGCUAAAUUACAAAAUCAAUUAAAGCAUUUAGCAACAUCCAAAAAUGUUGAUGCACAACUACUUGGGGGUGAUAAAAAGUACGUGAGUUCUAGAAGACCAGAAGAAGAUGAAAAAAUUUUGGCUUUAAAAAAUGAAUUAGAAGAAAAAGUUAAAAAGUUUCAGAAUUUUAUUUUAAAAUCAGAGUUUCACGUAAACUCAAACAAUUAUAGAACACUAAGAUCAAUUGAUGCAAACACUGAAAAAUCACUAAAAUAUUCAAUGACGAUUUCUCCUAAUAUGAAAAGUGAAUUUAACUGGCUAAGAUCGUUUGAUACACAUGAAUAUGAUGCUAAGUGGGAUGGAAUAGAAAAGUAUGAGGAUCAUAACGCUCAAGAAAAGUUCAGUAUAUCUAAAGCUAUGGAUUACCUAAAAAAUAAAUCUCCAUAUAAACUAAAUUCUUCGGAAAUUAGUGACGUUUUGUCAAAUGACUCUCAAAAAGAUGAUUCGAUUUCUUUGAAUUAUUAUAACGAAUUGGAUGAAUUAGAAAAAUUAGAAAAAAAUGAAUUAAAUAAAAGACAAAAAAAAGAAAAAGGAGACACAAAUAAUAAAAUAUCUAAUAAAGAAUAUGAUGAAUUAAGUAAGUUAAAUUUUAUGAAAAAUCCUCAUUUAAAUGAAAAUGAAGAAAUCGAAUUUAAAGGAAAAGAAUCUAGCAAAAUUAAAAAAAAAGUUAAAAAAAAUAAUAAUUUUGAUAAUAAAGAUGUUGUACCAUUUAAGAAAAAUGAUAAACUAAAAAUGAAAAAUAAAUCUACCAAAUUAAAAAAAAAAAAAAAUAAAAAAUAUAAGAAAGAAAUUCUUGACAAACAUACUAUGCAAAAAAGAAUAGAAGAAGAAACGGAUCAUGUGUCUUUAUCAACUUAUAAAGAUGAGGACAAUAUAGUAAAAGAAGUUGACAAAAACUUAUAUGAUACGAACUUUCCCGAAACUGAUUCUCCAAGCUUACCUCAACAGAAAGAACAAGAUAAUAAUAAAAAACGAACAUCUAUAAUUUCAAAUCUAAAAGAAAAAAUUGAAGAGGAUUUAAAAAAAAAAAAAAAAAUUAUUAGUAGAAAUGUUGAGCUAAAUAAACAAAUAAAAUUUAUUAUGAAGUUAAUGCAGAAGGUGGGUUUAUCUGCAAUUUUAACUGGGACAGUUCCUCCUGGUAGAAAUAUAGAAAAUGUUUUAAAAUUACAAGAAAGCUUGAAAGAUGAUCUAAAACUAUAUGAAAAUAAGAAAUCACUUGGAAUAUUAAAUGGAAAAACUAAUAACGAAGAUAUUUGCAAUGAUUAUUCUAAAAAUGACAAUGAUAUUGAAUCUUUAUUAAAUUAUACAUUGGAUGACGGAAAUGAAGCAGAAUACGCUGAAACUAUAUCACAUGUGUUUAUAAAUGAAAUGUUUUUUUCCUUUAUACUUAGAAUACAACAAAAAAAUUCUAAUGAUGAAUCUUUAAAAAACAUAGAAGAAUCACUGAAAAAUGAAGAUAAUUCUUAUGAUUUAUCAAAAAAAGCAUUAGAAGAUAUCUUAGGGUACUCAAUAGUAAAUAAGAUAGAUAAAAUUGAAGAAAUAAAUCCUAUAAAAAACAUAAAAGAUGAAAAAAAUAAAAAUGUAAUUGAUUCAAUUUUAAAUAUGCUUACUCCUUGGGAACAAAAAAUUUUAGCACUAUUAUAUGAACAACAAAAAAUGAGACAAAAUGUUCAAAAGAUGAAAGAAAAAUUUUCACAACGUAUUCAAAAUAUUAACAGUUUUAUCAAAAAAAUUUUAAUUGACAAGAUUGAAGUUGAAAAACACAUUAAUAGAGUUUUAAAAACAAUGGAAACGUAUAAAAAUGAUUUGAUAAAGACAUCUGAUGUUGAUUCCAAUUUUAAAUUUGCCGGUUUAAUGAAAAAACUUGAAGAAAUGUCCAUUUCAUUGGCAGAAAAGACUAGAGAUUUUAAUGUACUAGCAGAUUUUCAUUUAAAUUUAAGGAAAAUAGUUGAACAUAAGGAUAAUUUAAUUAAAGAAUUACAAGAAGAAAAUAGAUUAUUUUACCUUGUUCCAAAGUAUAAUGAAUUACUACAGGAUUUAAACGAACAAGAUAAUGAGCAAGCCAAGGAGUUAAAGAAGGAAUUUCUUUUAAUGUAUGGGCGUUUGAUGCUUGUUAAAAAAAAGCUGCAAGAAAAGGAAGUUAUAGAGAAUGAUAUGAGAAAUUUAAAUAUAAAAAUAUACACAGAGUUAGUAGAAUCAAUAUCUGUCAUAAAGAAUUUGGAAUCUCAAAAUAAAUUCUUAGAGUUUAAAUUAAAUAUGGAAAAUAAAAAAAAUAUGGAAAAAAUUAAAAAAUUAUUAAACGAAAAGCAAAAGCUUAACAAAGUAAUAAAUGAAAUGGAUAAAAUACUUGAAAAAGCAAAUAUAGAUACUAGUGACUUGAAAGAUGAAAUACUUGAAAAUUAUAAUGCUUCUAACACUAAUACGGAAUGUGAAGAUGAUGAAUAUGAAAAAGAACUAAAAGAAAAUGUAGAAAAGGGAAAAAAAAAAGCAAAAGAUGAAAAUUUAAAGAAAAAAAAGGAAUUAAAUGAAAAUGUUCAUAAAGAGAAAACUCAAAAAAAAAAAAAAAUUAAAAAAGUAGAUUUAAAUUUAAACAAGAAGAAAAAUACAAAAGUUCCUAUAGAAAAAAAUAAUUUAAAUGAUUUAAAUGAAGAUAACUUAAAUUCAAAUUUGUCCGAAAAGCAAAAAAAGUUAGUAACUAAUAAAAAAAAAAAAAUUCCUGAUAAUAUUAAAAAAAAAAAUAUAAAAAAGAAAAAAAAAAUGGACGGUCAUUUGGAGGGAGAUAAAAGUCUAAAUAAAUUAGACAUUGGUGUUAAAAAAAAAAAAAGAUUGAAAGAAAAAAAAAUAGAUCUAUUAGAAAAUUUAAAAAAAGAUAGCAAAAAGGAAAAUUUGGAAACUGUAUUAUCAGAAGGUUACGAAAAUCAAUUAGAACGUAAUGAUAUUUCUGCCACUGAUUAUGAAACUAAUGAAGUCCGUCAUAUAUUAAAUAUGGAAAUUGAAAAAAAAACUAGAUGA